AUGACAACUAGGUUUUAUUCUAGAGUCAAAAUGGCGUCUCUCGAGUCGACAACAAGCGCCGGAAAUCUUUUCGAUAACGAUGAUGACAACUUAUAUCAUGAUUCCGAGGAUGAGGGUGGUGCCACCGCUCCCGGCGUAUCAGGGAAUUUUACAAAGCAGAACGUUGCUGAAAUGGAUAAGCAACGGAACAAUGGGAAACCGCAGAUCGAAGACUUAGAAAUUUGGUUAAUGACGAAUCUGAAGAACAUCAUACCAGAGGAUAUGCACUCCAUGUACAUAAACAAAAACAAUAUUCUCUUCUCAUUCGAAAAAGACCCUUUAUCCAGUAGUGAGGCGAAUAUGGAUGUCGAAUGGAUCAGCAGCAUCACUAAUGGCGGUAAAAGAAGGGUCAUUGAUCAAAGAACGGGGAAGUAUAUUCUCUCAAAUCUAGUACGAACGGCAGCGGAACAACGAGCUGGAUUGAUGAACUAUGUAGAAUAUGUCCGUCGAAACAUACACUUAGUGCCAUUACUCGAAGAACUGAAUCGCUACGCAUACACGCAAAAGGUUGCAUACAAAUCCGCCAGGAUGCAGUUAUGGUUUCUCCUGAAGUUGGCCGAAGAACUGAAACUUGUGCAGAAAACUAAAUCAUUCACAUUCAAAAUAUCUAUCGGCAAGAAUGUGGGAAACGGGCAGAAUCCAUUCGUUUUAGACAAACAUGUCACCGCGAAAUGGUUGCAAAAUAAAGGUGAACGCCCUGUGAUUAAAGCAGAUACAGCGCCAUAUGUGGCACAAAACGAACUAAUGGACUCGAGCAGUGCUCAAGAUUCCUUCUUCAAUGAUAGAAUUAUGGGAGAAAAUUCCGUUUUGGACACGUCUGUUGGGGAUAGCAGUCAACCCUUUGCUGACCUCAGGAUGUUGAACAUGAUGCAAGACUCUACAUUGUCCCACAGUCAGAUGCUAGGUUCAAUGGAACUUAUGGAUACAAGUGUGCCAAUGGCUGAUUAUAGUGCUGAAACCUCGAUGCCUGAUGCUCUUUUCAUGGACGGAGUAGGAAACACUGGACAAGCUAAAUCAUUCAAAGGUUCGAUUCUCGGAAACAGUUGGCAAAUGCUCGAACAACUCAGGCAAAGGAAAACGAAACCGGCUAAAGCAAAAGACGAUGACAUUGUACAAAAGGUUUUGAAAAAAAUUGACAGCAAAAGAACAAGCCAUGAGGUGAAAAACGCCACUAAUACGGUUACAGUCCUUGAAGCUGCUUGCAAAUUAUAUGGAACUGGGCCGAAGUGGUCCAAUCCGGAUAAAAAUGAAUUCGACGCGGGGAACAGGAGGAAUACCUUAGUAUAUGUUAGACCACCCAAAGGGUUGAGCCAAAGCAGCGUAGCGUACGAGUACCUGAUGCAGUAUAAAUCAGUCCAUCAAAAGUUGAAUGGCGGUAUCAGGCAACAACACGCCGUAUCAUAUGGCAUUAUAACUGUGGAACGGCCCGCUGCCGGAGAACCGCUAACGUCAUAUAGUGUCAACACGCAACCAUGGUACAAUCCAGAGUAUUCGAGCAAAUGGCGGCGCCUAGGGUCAUACUUUAGUAAGUCUCCGCCCUGGUUGAUCGCUACGUAUCAAAACAAAGCAAGCGUCAAUGCAAAUAAUGCUAAUGAACAUGCCAAUAAAUCACAAAGAGACGACGGUCAUCCUGAAGAGUCUCUGAUAGACGCGUCAAAUCUCACAGAAGCCACUAAUUGGAAAGAAUCUAAAGGGGAGACUCCGCAUGAUGUAGUUGAAGAAAAUAAUAUGUUUGCACAAGAAAAUGCAAUAGAGGGGCAGGAAAUGACGGUAAAACAAAAAAUAGAUGAAAUUCAGGAUUUGGGGGAUUUUUUGGUAGAGCCUGCGGUGAAUGUCGAUUCAGGGUGCGAAGACGAUCGAGGCUUGGACGAGGAUACGGGAGAGGUUGUACGCGGUGAUAGCCCUGUUGACGGAGACUCUUCUGCACGAUACGCGGACGACAUUAAAGGAGCUAACUUAAUUGAGCCCUCUGAUGGUCUGGAAGCAGCGGUGAUCAACCAUCAUCUAGGUGCCGUGAAUGGAUCGCCAAUGACUACAGUAACUGAUUCGCAUACUCAUACAACGGGAAAAUAUGAUGCAGAUGAAAUAUCGCAAGAACCUGUACAACUGGUUGGUAGCAACACCAAGCAAAUUAAGCUGACCGCGCUUUUCCGAUAUGUUUACACCAAAAUGAAAAAGGUUAAAUCGUUGCCUGAGUAUUCAGAUGAAAUGUUGGGGGUAAAAAAGAAGCAGGGUACAAGUCACACGCCAGAGCAAGACUACACGUUGGCGAUUCAUGGCCCUGGUAAACGAAGGCGCAUUCUGGACGAUAGCACGGCGGAAACAAUGAUGCUCAACUAUGCGCCCAUCAACGCAGACAUCCCUCCCUCGGAAGCGGCUUCAGUUCACGAAGAUGGCGUUGACGAAGAGAAAGAGGAAGAUGCGGGUUUGGAUGAAGGCAAGAACCUCGAUAAGAGGAAAAUGCAGAGAAAGGAAAAAAUUCGCAGGAUGAGAGAUUUUGUGAAACAGAUGUUCGAGGUGGAGGCCGAAGAAAGUGAGGACGAAAACCUCUCCGAUCCAGAAGACAUACGAAAGAAACUUCAGUUGCUUAAACAGCGACUGCAAAAUUCUUCGGACGAGAGUGAAAGCGAUUCCGACGAUAAAUAUGAUCUGGAUGAGGAAAUGAAAAAUUUCAUUACGGAGGUCGACUACUUCAACGCUGAGGAUGAAGAACUCGCAAAGCAAAGGUUCUAUGCUGACAUAAAACAACAGGAGGAUAAAGAACUUGCGAGACUUAUGCCACUAAAGGAAAGAAGUGAAAGAGAAUUGACCAGAAGAGAAGAGAGACUCAAACUUCUGAUGAAACUAAAAAAGGCAAAGAGCCUACGAGAUAUACAAGAUCUGCAUCCUAGUGACUUUGAGUCUUCUGAUGAAGAAGACGAAGGGAAAACAACGAAGUCCAAAAAUAGGAGGCGCAUAAGCAAGGAGGAAUUGGAACAAUUAUUAAAGUUCAAGACGGGGCUUCAACAACCUGAUAAAAACAUAUCGGAAACAGACGAAUUGCAAGUAUUUAUCGACGCCAAACUUAAGGCGUCCAAGAAACACAGCGAUGACACACCAGUUGUAAGGAAUCAGGUGGAAAGAGUCACCAAUAAUAGGCGAGAGACCAUGGAUAGUAUGCUUGCUUCAGGUAUCAAUACGAAUAUAUUUGGUGGCGAUAGAGAGAAACUCAUCGGAAAUACUAAAUUCUACGGAUUACAGACUAGGCAAAAGCUCAAUUCAACAGAGAACUUAUCUGGUCAAACACAAAAGAAACAAUCGGCGAUUGUAAUGAAAUCGUUUAGAUUGGAUCAGGCCAUAAUGAAACCUCUCAACAGCACCAACAUCAGAAAUGUCGGUGGAUUUAAAGGAUUCCACAAUCUGGAAAACGCCCUGAAGGAAAAUCAAGCACGAAACUCUUCUUAUGCAAGCAACAAAGGAGAUCCGCCCAAAGACCAUCUUAGUAUCACUAAUAACGAUGCUUCGUACAAACACACGAUAAUAAUAGCUAUAGUAUGCAGGCGGCAGAAGUCUGCAGUAAAAGAAUUGGGCAUCGCGAUAUGUAACGUCCUCGAUUCAUCCUUCCACGUUGUAGAAUUCUCUGACAAUGAGUUCUUCACGGUUCUUGAAUCGAUUAUCCUUCAAGUGGCACCAACGGUGUGUACCCUGUCUACCACAAAGGACGCCGUGGAGAUUAAGAGGCUCAAGCAUAUACUAUCCCUUUGCAAUGUAAAUUGUUUGAACCACACGAUCGCAAGUGCCAAUGACGCCAUCACCGUUGUGGAAGAAAUGAAAAUCAAAGGGAACCUAGAGUAUCUGUUAUCGAAAGAAGAACAUCUCAGAAACCACACGAAACUACUUGCUCUACAGUUAGCCAUGAGAGCGCUCCUGAACUUAUUCGAUACAUUUGACCUUGCGAAUAAGGCAGCUUUGAAGCAGAAGUUCCACUUGAAUCACUACAAGGUCGACAAAUAUCUAUCAAUGGACCGAGCUGCGUUUGCAUCGCUCUCAAUAUUGCCCAAUACUUCGAACUGUGCAGGCGAGACCAACUUUACCUCUUUAUUCGGCAUAUUGAACAGGUGUAGAACUAGCAUUGGUGCUAGGAGGUUGAGAAUGUGGGUCUCACAACCCCUUACAGAUGUGCAGGAAAUUACCAAGAGACAUGACUGUGUGGAGGCAUUUAAAGCUAGUAUGUAUAAAACGAUGCAAGCGGAGUGCUUGAGGAAGGUCCCUGAUCUCGACGCUAUUGUUAUGAAGUUAAGAGCAGUAGAAAGCCUGGGACGAUGGGGGUCUAAACCGAAGACAUCCAUAACAUUUGAAGAUCUUGUACACCUGUAUGAAUGCAUCAUUUCUGUCAACAGGAUGGUGCAAUUUUUGCUUAUUCCUUAUGAUGGAAAACACGCAACUGCAAUCAAAAAUAUGUUUACAGAACCAUUGUUGAAUAUUUCAUCGCAAUUUGAAACGUACUUGCGGCUCGUAGAGAAGACGGUGGAUUUAAAAGAGGCCGAAAAAAGGAACUAUGUCAUUAACAGGAAUUUCGACAAAACUUUGGUUGUAAUGGGAAAUAAACUCGAUGAAAUCAGGGAUAAUAUGGAGUCCCUAAGGAUCUCACUUGAUGAUGAUAUCUUCUAUAGGUCUAGGAAAAACAAAAAGGGCAAUAAUAUCAAGAUUGUCGAAUGCAGCAAUAUGGGAUUCUUAUUCAGAGUUUCGAAGAAGGACCAAGCAUUGGUUCAGCAAGCUGAGGGGUUGGGUUCAUCUGUGGAAAAGGUUAGGUUGAAUAAAAAUGAAUUCCUUUUCACCACGCCACAACUACGUCAGCUGUGCACAAAAUUCAACAACGCACAAAGCGACUACGAUAAUGCGCAAUCUACAAUGGUGAAUAAAGCGUUUAAAGUAGCUGCUACAUAUUGGACUUUGAUAGAACGCUUCGCUAACGUUAUUGCCAGCUUGGAUAUCUUAGCAGGGUUCGCAGAGGUGGCUGCAACGCUGAACUACGUUAGGGCUGAAAUAGACGCUGAAAAUGCGGAAAUAAAUUUGGUUGGAGCGAGACAUCCACUAGUUGAGUGUAGUCUGACGACACGCGUUUUCGUUCCGAACGACCUUUUGAUGAAAAGGGAGUCGUCUUUGGUUCACAUCACUACGGGACCCAAUAUGGGUGGUAAAUCAACCUACAUAAGACAGGUUGGAGUGAUAGCUGUCAUGAAUCAAAUUGGUUCAUUUGUGCCUUGUACGCGGGCAAGGCUGCCCGUUUUUCAUCAUGUCCUCUGCAGGGUUGGGGCAUCAGAUAUCCAACUGCGAGGUGUAUCAACAUUUCUGGCUGAAAUGGUCGAGGCGGCAGCAAUCCUUAAAACGGCAAACGACCGCUCACUAGUUAUCAUCGACGAGCUGGGCAGAGGAACGUCCACGCAUGAUGGUUUUGGUCUUGCAUGGGCAAUAAUAGUUGACCUUAUCAAAAAUGCCAAGUGCUUCUGCCUGUGUGCCACACAUUUCCAUGAAAUGGGUGAAUUGGCAAAAGAAUAUCCGUCUGUGGAAAACAAAUAUGUCAACGCCAAGUACUUCGAAGAGACUAAGAAAAUGGUCUUUCUUUAUGAAAUCAAGAAUGGCAUAUGCAGAGAUUCAUACGCUGUCAACGUCGCAGAAAUCGCAUUGUUCCCUCCAGACGUUAUAGUAAAUGCUCAAAGGAAGCUAGAAGAACUUGAAGAUGUUGACAAAGGUGUCGAUGCAGAUAGGCUUAGGCAGCUCAUUAACUCACUAACUUUUGACGAAUUCAGGAAUAAUUUGCCUGAACUCCUCAAUGACAUUCUAAUCCCCACCUAA
Babesia sp. Xinjiang is the source of this 5874-nucleotide messenger RNA. RefSeq names its product DNA mismatch repair protein msh-2 (gene msh-2). The record is from RefSeq and is a predicted model, not a curated record. Gene Ontology annotation, biological process: mismatch repair; mitotic recombination. The transcript is spliced from 15 exons. The coding region runs from base 1 to 5874 and encodes 1957 amino acids. Lineage: Eukaryota; Apicomplexa; Aconoidasida; Piroplasmida; Babesiidae. Gene Ontology annotation, cellular component: nucleus; MutSalpha complex. Gene Ontology annotation, molecular function: ATP binding; mismatched DNA binding; ATP-dependent DNA damage sensor activity.